Molecule: messenger RNA, 501 nt
Organism: Formica exsecta
Lineage: Eukaryota; Metazoa; Arthropoda; Insecta; Hymenoptera; Formicidae
Exons: 1
Coding region: 1-501 (166 amino acids)
Source: RefSeq, a predicted model, not a curated record
AUGCUAACAUUCGAAGAAUUCUCGACGUUAUUAUGCCGAAUCGAAGCGUGUCUAAACUCUAGGCCGAUUGCGCCCUUCUCCGAUACGCUUGAGGACUACGAGUGUCUAACCUCCGGUCAUUUCUUAAUAGAAUCCGCACUUACUGUCAACCCGGAACUAUCAUUGCUCGAUCUCAACGAAAAUCGUCUUUCGAGGUGGCAACUCGUGCGACACGUUACCCAGCGAUUCUGGAAGCUAUGGAGUAACGAUUACUUAAAUACUUUACAACAAAGAGCAAAAUGGCGAAACGUCAAACCACCGAUUAAAACCGGGCAACUUGUUCUAUUGCGUAAUCCGCUGUUACCCUCCUGCAAAUGGGAGUUGGGCCGAGUGACACGCUGUCACCCCGGCUCCGACGGAUUCGCAUGGGUCGUCACCGUAAAGACGGCCACAUCCGAAUUCAAAAGACCGAUUGUCAAACUGUGCGUACUACCGGUCAAUAAUGAGGCAACGAGCAAUUAG